Molecule: messenger RNA, 2068 nt
Organism: Exophiala xenobiotica
Lineage: Eukaryota; Fungi; Ascomycota; Eurotiomycetes; Chaetothyriales; Herpotrichiellaceae
Exons: 1
Coding region: 209-1537 (442 amino acids)
Source: RefSeq, a predicted model, not a curated record
UCCGAAGUUGCAAUCUAAUCUGAGCGACUUUUUUUCUUCGCAAGACCUCAUUUGCACUCGAUUAACACUCCUUCCAAUUUCUGGCCUUACACGCCUUAUUAUGGCUCUGGUAGCAGAGACUUCUUGAGAUCACUUCUCCAUGGAUCUUUUCCACCCUUUCAAGUUCGCAGACUCUACUGCCGGCGUGUAACCUGUUACCACCAGCGCGAUGACCUCCGCUGCACCAAUUCGAAGACCUGCGUUUCUCACUCGUUCAUUGAUCUUCACUCCUUCUUACAUUAAUCAUCGUGCGGGCAAAUCCUCUCGUCACGAUCCAGCACUUGCUUACAGUGUUAUUUUAGCACUCAGACCACAUAUCCGUCGAGGUCUCGAUCCCUACAAACCACACGCAAGAAGUCUGCAUUCCUCACCGCGUCGUGUCGCUGCGACUGCAGAUCCUACCGCAAAAACGGCCUCGUCUGCUAUCCCUCAUAUUUCGUUACACAUUGCGGCGUCCUCGAGUGGCAAGGGCCGCAAAUUUCGUCCUGAAUCCAGUACAUUCGACUAUAUCCCUAGCAACACCGACGGCCUGGGCCUCCAGCAAGGAUCAACCAUAGAAGAGAAGAGAUCACGACGUCCUGACAGUGGGCAAGAUGCAUAUUUCGUCGCAAGAGUUGGACAGGAUUCGGAUACCACAGCCUUUGCCGUUGCCGACGGUGUAGGCGGAUGGACUGAGCAUGGGAUUGACCCGGCUGACUUCUCCCACGGCCUUUGCAGUCACAUGGUUGAGACGGCUCUAUCAUGGUCACAAGAGGAACGACUCGGCCCCAGACAACUUUUGGAGAUAGGCUACGACAAGGUCAAAAAUGACCCUGCGAUAAGAGCAGGAGGUACCACGGCCUGUGUCGCUGUCAGUGAGCCAGAUGGACGCAUGCGCAUUGCCAAUCUGGGCGACUCGGGAUUCCUACAACUACGACUGGGCACCGUUCACCACUACUCCAAUCCACAAACACAUGCCUUCAACACGCCGUACCAAUUGAGUAUGACCCCACCAGAGAUACUCGCUCAAGCGAUGAUCUUCGGCGGCAUGCCCCUGGCCGAUGAACCCGAAAAGGCCGAUCUCGCAGACCACAUGCUUCGGCACGGUGAUGUUCUUGUGCUAGGCACGGAUGGCGUUUGGGACAACCUGAAUUCUCAGGACAUCUUGUCAAUCGUAUCGAACCAGAUGCGUACGUUAGGCGCGUGGCUGAGAUCACCGGACCAGGGAUACUCCAUUUCACCCAUACUCCCGGAGCUGGUUGACAGAUCGCUCGGUCCUAAAAAGCACAAAUUACCGGGCACGCUGCAAAGUGUGCUGGCUGCGGCCAUUGUGGGUGAAGCGAAGGCAGCGAGUCUCAGCGCCAAGCGGGACGGUCCAUUUGCGAAAGAAAUGCAAAAACACUUCCCAUACGAUCCGUGGCACGGCGGGAAGGUGGACGAUAUUGCUGUUCUCGUGGUCAUUCCAGUUGACCAAGCCAGGGCACGUGAGGACAAGGCGAGCCUGAAGCCCAAGCUGUGAUACGUCGAUUUUCGGCAGCUUCACCGGGUUCUGCGAAAGGGAACGCGUGUGUACUGUGGGUUUUCGCCUUGUAAAUCCUGGAUUUCAGUCGCCGGGUGGAAUCAACCGCAUGCUGGAAGCGAUCGAACUUUUUCACCUCUACAACCACUACAUCACACUCGCGUUCAACAUGGAAAGAUCUGGAGUCAUGAUAGCAUGGGUUCAGUUCAUGGUUCUGUAUUGUUUUUAUACACAAAGUCAAGAGUUGCAGCACAGUACGGCAUAACGGCACGCUUUUUGGUUUAGGCAUGGCAUGGUAUGGCACGACAGGGCAUAGAACGGCGGUCGGACCUUGUCUGAAUACUGAACUGUAUCAAUCAGUUGGUAUGCUACAGUUGCAAGCAGUAUAGAUUUUCGAGCCUCGGUACAAUAUACGUUCUGUAGCAUUGAUCAUGACCUGGUACAAUAUGGUCUUGUUUGAUUGUCGUAGGAUCAGAGUGACAGUGGAUGGAUGCAUAACUAUUUACAUACGUGAGCAAGACUGAGUGGUAA